This is a messenger RNA of Drosophila subobscura, 679 nucleotides long. RefSeq lists its product as uncharacterized. The record is from RefSeq and is a predicted model, not a curated record. The coding region runs from base 43 to 672 and encodes 209 amino acids. The transcript is spliced from 3 exons. Lineage: Eukaryota; Metazoa; Arthropoda; Insecta; Diptera; Drosophilidae.
UUUUUGUUGUUUCCAUAUUUAAGUUUUAUUUCUUGCAAAAUUAUGGAGGCAUUGCGCAAACGCAUCUCGGGCUUCUUCUUCAAGGUGGAGCCAUCGAAUCCUGACGAACCAAAUCCCAAGGAAAUACUAGAAUUUGUGGAGAAGCAACGGCGGGAGGAGCAUGAGAAAUCCUUGGAUGAAACUGGCUUCGGUAUGGAUCAAAACAAAUCUAAUCGUGAAACCCCAAUAGAUUCUGUGGAACCUUUAGCUUCUGCGGAAAAUCCACCGGAUGAGGGUUUCCAUUUGCCGCGUUUCUUGUGGCCGCGAGAGCCCACAGCAACCGACUCGAAUGGCAUCGACUACCAACUGGAGUUUGUCAACUUUGUGGAGCGAAAUACGCCCAAGGGUUUCCCCCAGAAACUCAACGAUAUGCUGCCAUACAUGGCCGCGGGUUUCGUUGCCUGGCCAGCCUAUUGGCUGUAUCGUGGCUACCAGUGGCAGCACAAAAGGAACACGGAACGGAUUGGCUUCUAUAUACAAAGGACCCAUCAACAGGCGAAACUCAUUCAGGUGGCCAUUCUGGCCGCAGGGCUCAUGAUGGCCUUCACGGGACACCACUCGGGCAACAUACUAAAGGUCCACGAUGUCGACUAUAAAAAGGAGGAAAACCAGGAAAAAGCAGACUCGGACUAGCACCAGA